AUGGCUUCCCGUGGCUUCUCCCGGGCUCUGCGGAGCCCCCUGGCCCGCCAGAUCGUGGCCCCCGCUCAGCGCCGCACCUUCGUCGCCGCUGCCGGCCUCGUCCGCGCGAAGGCUGCUGUCUCGGCCGUCAUGCCCGCCAAGAUUGCCCAGCAGCAGGUCCGUGGUGUCAAGACCAUUGACUUUGCCGGCUCUGAGGAGCAGGUGUGGGAGCGUGAGGACUGGCCCAAGGAGAAGCUCCUGGACUACUUCAAGGACGACACCUUUGCUCUGAUCGGCUACGGCUCGCAGGGCCACGGCCAGGGCCUGAACCUCCGCGACAACGGCGUCAACGUCAUCAUCGGCGUGCGCAAGGAUGGCAAGUCCUGGAAGGACGCCGUCCAGGACGGCUGGGUCCCGGGCAAGAACCUGUUCGAGGUCGACGAGGCCAUCUCGCGCGGCAGCAUCAUCAUGAACUUGCUGUCGGACGCCGCGCAGUCCGAGACGUGGCCCCACAUCAAGCCCCAGCUGACCAAGGGCAAGACGCUGUACUUCUCGCACGGCUUCUCCCCCGUCUUCAAGGACCUGACCAAGGUCGACGUCCCCAAGGACAUUGAUGUCAUCCUGGUCGCCCCCAAGGGCUCUGGCCGCACCGUGCGCUCGCUGUUCCGCGAGGGCCGCGGUAUCAACUCGUCGUUUGCCGUCUACCAGGAUGUGACCGGCAAGGCCGAGGAGAAGGCCCAGGCCAUUGGCGUCGCCAUUGGCUCGGGUUACCUGUACAAGACCACCUUUGAGAAGGAGGUCUACUCGGACCUGUACGGUGAGCGCGGCUGCCUGAUGGGCGGCAUCCACGGCAUGUUCCUGGCCCAGUACGAGGUGCUGCGCGAGCGCGGCCACAGCCCGUCGGAGGCCUUCAACGAGACCGUCGAGGAGGCCACCCAGAGCCUGUACCCCCUGAUCGGCGCCAACGGCAUGGACUGGAUGUACGAGGCCUGCUCGACCACCGCCCGGCGCGGCGCCAUUGACUGGUCGCCCCGUUUCAAGGACGCCCUGAAGCCCGUGUUCAACCAGCUGUACGACUCGGUGCGCGACGGCUCCGAGACCAAGCGCUCGCUCGAGUACAACAGCCAGAAGGACUACCGCGAGAAGUACGAUGCGGAGAUGGACGAGAUCCGCAACCUGGAGAUCUGGCGUGCCGGCAAGGCCGUCCGGUCGCUGCGCCCCGAGAACCAGAAGUAA
Molecule: messenger RNA, 1215 nt
Organism: Sporothrix brasiliensis 5110
Lineage: Eukaryota; Fungi; Ascomycota; Sordariomycetes; Ophiostomatales; Ophiostomataceae
Product: ketol-acid reductoisomerase
Exons: 3
Coding region: 1-1215 (404 amino acids)
Biological process (GO): L-valine biosynthetic process
Cellular component (GO): mitochondrion
Molecular function (GO): ketol-acid reductoisomerase activity
Source: RefSeq, a predicted model, not a curated record